Molecule: messenger RNA, 888 nt
Organism: Mitosporidium daphniae
Lineage: Eukaryota; Fungi; Microsporidia
Exons: 4
Coding region: 1-888 (295 amino acids)
Source: RefSeq, a predicted model, not a curated record
AUGCCUGCGGCCCAGACCCUGCUGGACGUCGCCAUCAUUGUCGGCAUAUGCCUUUCUUAUACACCACAGGUGUGUAUUACCAUUUCUUUUCUAUUUAUUUCAGAACUCCAUCUGGACAUGCGUUGGGGCGCUCCUUCCCUUCUUUCAAGUAGUCAUGCAGUUUAUAAUGGCGCUCAUAUUGUAAGUGUAGAAAAAAAGACCGUUCCUACGCUUAUCGAUCUGAAUACUUUUUACCCGAUGGGGAUUAAUGCUCAUUAUAUGGGCGCCAGUCCUCGCACUAAAGACGGCGCCACAGUUCCCAGCUUUUACGGAUCAUUUUCUGAACAGGGAUGCUUUCGCGAUUUUAAUUCCUGCCGCCAACAUACACAUCGUAAAGUUUCUGCCGAAUGGCGUCAAAUACAACGCUAUAUUAAAAUCUCUGGGGGCAUCUUUUUUUUUCUGUCUCUAUCCAUUGGGGGGCUUCUUGCUCUCCUUGGCGAGAGGCAUUUUGUUGUACGUCUAUAUGGGACGUCGCUAGGUGUAAUUUCUAUGAUUCUGGCAAUCUGGCAGUACAUUCCUCAAAUUAUGGCCGUCUGGCACAACUCUGCCAUCGGUUCGCUUAGUAUCUCGGCGAUGCUAAUCCAAGUACCAGGAUCAAUUUUGCUUCUUGCUUGCCAGAUGCUGGAUAAGCACUCCCAUUUUUCUUCAUGGUUGGGGUACCUCUGCUCCUCUAUUUUACAGCUUGUCCUGCUGUUAACAUGCAUCCAAUCUAAAAGAUACGAGCUUAGACCUUUGACAGCCUGUCACGAUCCAUUUGCUGAAGACGAGACUGGCGCUACCCAGAGGCCAGCCCUUGUAAAAAGCCUUCGCGAUGAGCUUUUUCCCUUGCUCUCGCCCACGAUUGCGUAA